AUGAUCUUCGGUCUGCUCAUCACAGAGUUCUUCUUCCUCGAUUCUCCAAUAGCAAUUCCAAAAAUUCCAGACAUAAUGCUACUCAUGCUGCCUUGCACAUUCCCACACCACCAUCAUGAUCUCCAACUCCUCCAGCACCUCAUCCACCUAAGCGAACAGGAAACCCUCGCUUUGCUAAUGCAUAUACCGAUGAGGAUGAUAGCUUCUACAUCAGAUCAAUUCAAUGGUAAAAUUGCAAAGAAGGCACCUCACCAUUCUCUUGACUCAUGGAAAUCAUAUUACAAGCGUCGUGCCAAUCUUGUGGAUACAAUCUUUGCUAAGGCACAAGAAUAUGUCAACGUUAUCCCUACUGCAGAACAGGGUUCAAAGCAUGUUCCUGCUGGAAGUAGUCCACUUACCUCAUCCAGCAAUGAGGACAAUGAUGACUCGGACUCCAAUCUGUCCAGUAUUCCAGGUGAUGAACCCAGAACUGAGGAUGAUGCUCGCAACAUGGGUGAAACCGGUGGACCCUACACUGAUGCUGAUCUUCGUAUUGUUGCCAAAUUUAUUGCAUUAACUUCAGACUGGGAUGAGAGGUUGCGGCAUGAGAAAUGGGAACCUUUUCAGGACAAGUACCCUGGGAGAGGAUAUAGGUCAUGGGCCGAGUUUUAUCGCCGACAAGCUCCAGCUAUUGACAGGCUCGUGCGGAAGUAUAAGCGCAGGGAUCAGAGGAAUGCGGCCGCGAAGAAUGCAACAAAUCCUACCAUAGUGGAACCCGCAGAGAACCAGAUAACGAUGAACCCUCUGAAGCGCAAGGCUGACUUGCAGCCCCAUGGGAUAGAUCCUUCCGCUGUUAGCGCGAAACGUCGGCACACUGCUCCGAAUCCUGGUGCUCGACAGAAACCAUUGAACACAUCUACCGGCUUGACCAGUCAGGUCGCAUCUUCCAAGGGUAAGGAGCGUGCGGUGGAGGUGGAGGUGGAUGUGAUCGAUCUCACCAUUCUCGACGAGGAUUUUAAAGAAGAAGAUUUCUAG
Messenger RNA from Sparassis crispa, 1014 nucleotides. RefSeq lists its product as hypothetical. The coding region runs from base 1 to 1014 and encodes 337 amino acids. The record is from RefSeq and is a predicted model, not a curated record. The transcript has 5 exons. NCBI's taxonomy places the organism in Eukaryota, Fungi, Basidiomycota, Agaricomycetes, Polyporales, Sparassidaceae.